AGUUUCUUGGCGUCUUCGAGUCAUCAUCCAGUGGCCAACCACAUGAGAAGCGAGUGGGAGCAGGAGAUUCAAGAUUCCAUAUCUAAAAUUUCGAUUCUGAUCUGAAUCGAAGCUGGCAGAUCCUUGAAACCCCCCUAUUCCUUGCGAUCCAUUUAAUUAAGAUCUCAACAAGUCUGUUCCUUAAUUUGUCGCUUUUGGAAUUGGAUGGCCUCCUGUGGGAAUCCCAAUCCGCAACCACAAAGCGGCGGAGGUGAAAGUGGCAGCGGUGGGUUCGAUUUGAACAAGCUGUUCAAACCCAGUUCCAGCCCUAUGCUGCAGCAUCUUCAAAACACGAACGUAGUAGCAACUCCUCCAAGUCCAAGUACUAACACUACCAACCUUACUACAUCCCCUUCUUUUCCGGCCCAAUCCUCCACGCCGCCUCCACCGCCUUACUUGACGCCGUCCUCCUCUUACCCUCCUCCUACUGGGCCCUACCCUUUCCACCACCACUACCUCCCCUACCCUCCUCCUCCUCCUCAGCACCAACAUCCCUUGCAUCAUAAUCCGAAUCCGCAACUGCUUAAUACCAAUAGACCCAUUCCUUUUCAACCCCAACCCUCAGCACCCACCACUCCUACUUCAGGAAACGACAUUUUAAUGGCCUUUUUCGGCACUCAAUCUCAGUUACAAGCUCCUGCGCCUCCCCCAUCUGCUCCGCCUCUUAGUAUGAAUGUCAACCCAUCUUCCCCUUCGUCUCCUUCACCUGCCCGACUGUUGAGUAGCAAACUCCCCAAGGGCAGGCAUCUCCAUGGAACCAAUCUUCUUUAUGAUAUUAAUGCCAGGCUGCCCAGUGAAGUACAGCCCCAACUUGAGGUCACACCCAUUACCAAGUAUGCUUCUGAUCCUGGCCUUGUUCUCGGUCGUCAGAUUGCUGUCAAUAGGAAUUACAUUUGUUACGGUCUCAAGCUUGGGAAUAUCCGUAUCCUCAACAUCAACACAGCCCUCAGAUCCUUGCUUCGUGGGCACACUCAGAGAGUAACUGACAUGGCUUUUUUUGACGAGGAUGUCCACCUUUUGGCCAGUGCAAGUCUUGAUGGCCGGAUUUUUAUAUGGAAGAUCAAUGAAGGCCCUGAUGUUGAAGAUAAGCCGCAGAUUUUUGGUAAAGUUGUUAUUGCCAUUCAGAUUGUGGGGCAAGAAGAAUCAAAGCAUCCUCGAGUUUGUUGGCAUCCUCACAAACAAGAGAUCUUGAUGGUUGCUAUUGGAAAUCGUAUUCUGAAAAUUGAUACAAUGAAAGUUGGGAAGCUUGAAGGGUUUUCAGCAGAGGAACCUCUUAAGUGCUCUGUUGAUAAGCUUAUCGAUGGAGUUCAGUUUGUUGGUAAACAUGAUGGUGAGAUUACAGAGUUGUCAAUGUGCCAAUGGUUGACUACCCGUCUAGCUUCAGCUUCUGUAGAUGGCACGGUGAAAAUUUGGGAUGACCGUAAGCCCUUACCACUUGUAGUGUUGAGACCACAUGAUGGACAUCCUGUUAGCUCAGCAACAUUCUUGACUGCUCCACAUCGGCCCGAUCAUAUUGUUCUUAUCACAGGAGGCCCACUAAACCGUGAAGUGAAGAUGUGGGCCUCUUCAAGUGAAGAAGGCUGGUUGUUGCCGAGUGAUGGUGAAUCAUGGAAGUGUACCCAGACACUGGAAUUGAGGUGUUCUGCUGAGUCUGAGGUUGACAAUGCAUUCUUUAAUCAAGUUGUGGCGCUGCCCCAUGCAGGCCUGUUUCUGCUUGCGAAUGCGAAGAAGAAUGCCAUAUAUGCUGUACACAUAGACUAUGGGCCUUAUCCCGCUGCUACUUGCAUGAAUUACAUAGCCGAAUUCACUGUCACAAUGCCUAUAUUGAGUCUCACUGUAACAAGUGAUAAUUUGCCGGGUGGAGAAUCUGUCCAAGUUUACUGUGUUCAAACACAGGCUAUUCAGCAAUAUGCUUUGGAAUUGUCUCAGUGCUUGCCACCACCCCUUGAAAAGACAGACUUGGAUAAAACGGAUUCCAAUGCUACUCGUGUUUUUGAUGCCAUGAACUCUGAUGGUUCUGCUUCUCUGGAAUUGUCUCAGGGAUAUAAACCAACCGAAAUGACUCAAAAUUCCUCAGUUCCUUUGUCAUCUAUAAACUUAAGUAGCCCUGAAAACAUGUCCAGCGGUCCACAAAAAUCAGCUUCUUCAGAGGUGACAUCCAUGUCUGAGAGUGCUUUGUUUGGUAUGGAAAAUAAGACAAAUGCUGAAAAUAUGCACACUGCAUCACCUCCACUUCCAUUAACUCCAAGGUUAUCACGAAAGUCUUCUGGUUUCAGAAGUCCAUCAAGUGCUGAUCAUGUUAACCACUCUGCACUUGAUCAUUCUGUUGACCAUAAGGUGGACACGCUCAAAGAGAAUAAGGUUGAAAUGCCCUACAUAGGUGAUAACAUGCAAAAAGGUGAAGAUAUUGUCCAAAAUCACAUUUCAAAUGUUCCUGAUCCUCAUACAGUGUUCAAACACCCAACCCAUCUAGUAACACCAUCUGAGAUAUUGUCUAAUGUAUCUUCAUCGACAGAGAAUGCUCAGGUUAGUCAGGUUAUUAAUGAGGGGGAGGCAACAGUUGAAGAUGUGGUCAAGAAUGAUGCUGAAAGAAUAGAGGUAGAUGACGAAGUUAUUGGUGAGACAAGAUUUUCUGAAACUAAUGAAACCGAAUGUCCACAAGGCUCCCAUACUUCUGUUGCAGAUAACAAAGAAAAGGCCUUCUACUCUCAGGCAUCGGAUCUUGGCAUUCAGAUGGCCAGAGAUAUUUGUGCAGAAAGUUAUGAUGUUGAGGGAGCUCAACAAGCUAAUCACAUGGGUGUUUCAGUUCAAGCUGAUAGACUUACGAAUUCUGGUGAUGGGGGUGACCAUAAUGUAAAUAAAGAUUCCCCUCCAAAGGUUGGUGAAACAGACACUGCUGUCGCUGUUUCCCCAUCUCCUGCUUCUGCUAAAGGGAAAAAGCAGAAAAAGAAAACUUCUCAAGUAUCUAUCCUUUCUUCCCCUUCAGCGAGCCCAUAUAAUUCCACAGAUUCAUCUAAUGAACCAGGGUGCAAUUCCAGGGCUCUGUCAGCUGAUGUUAUUUUCCCUCAAUUGUUGGCCAUGCAGGAUAUGCUUGAGCAGUCCCUUAGUGUGCAGAAGGAAAUGCAGAAGCAGAUGAACGCAAUUGUCUCUGCUCCGGUUAACAAAGAAGGGAAAAGACUGGAAACAUCCUUGGGCAGGAGCAUUGAGAAAGUUGUAAAGGCAAAUACAGAUGCUUUGUGGGCUCGUCUCCAAGAUCAAAAUGCAAGACAAGAGAAGUUAGAAAGAGACCGCAUGCAGCAGAUAACAAAUUUGGUCACCAACUGUAUUAAUAAGGACUUGCCAGCCAUGUUUGAGAAAUCCUUAAAGAAGGAGAUAGCUGCAGUUGGCCCUGUGGUGGUUCGGGCUAUUAGUCCCACUCUGGAGAAAAGUAUAUCUUCUGCCAUUACAGAGUCAUUCCAGAAAGGAGUUGUAGAGAAGGCAGUGAACCAUUUGGAGAAGUCAGUCAGUUCAAAACUUGAAGUGACAUUGGCCAGGCAAAUCCAAGCACAAUUUCAAACUUCUGGAAAGCAAGCACUUCAGGAUGCACUGAGGUCUAGCUUGGAAACUUAUGUUGUUCCAGCAUUCGAGAUGUCAUGCAAAUCCAUGUUUGAGCAAAUUGAUGUCACAUUUCGAAAAGGGCUAAGAGAACACACAGCUACUGCUCAGCAGCAAGUUGAAAAAUCACAUUCUUCUGUUGUCGCUGCUCUACAGGAAGCUAUUAAUUCUGCAGCUUCAAUCACACAAACUUUAAGUGGAGAAUUGGCAAUUGGGCAACGAAAACUUCUAGCUAUGGCAGCUGCAGGUGCCAACUCUAAUGCAGGAAAUCCCCUGGUGACACAAUCAAGUAAUGGACCAUUGGCUCAUCUGCACGAGAUGCAGCCGGAGGCACAUAUGGAUCCAAUGAAAGAGUUGGGAAGAAUGAUAGCUGAGAAGAAAUAUGAUGAAGCAUUCGCAGCAGCCCUGCACAGAAGUGAUGUCUCCAUAGUUUCCUGGUUGUGUUCUCAGGUCGAUCUGCAAGGGAUAUUGUCUAUGAAGCCAUGCCCGCUUAGCCAAGGAGUAUUGCUAGCUCUUUUCCAGCAACUGGCUUGUGAUAUCAAUAAGGAAACAAGUAGAAAGCUGGCAUGGAUGACUGAUGUAGCCGUGGCUAUAGUCCCCUCAGAUCCAACAAUUUCCAUGCAUGUCGUACCAAUCUUCGGACAGGUCUCUCAGAUUAUCGAUCAUCUACAAUCCGUGUCGUCUGCAUCCGCAUCCGAAUCCACCAGCAUCCGCGUUCUUAAGUUUGUCAUAAACAGUGUGUUGAGCUGUAAAUGAUUUUGUGCAAAACUUUGCAAGAAUAUCAUACCUUGUCCUUUUUUCCCCAUAUAUUUUCUCAAAUAGAAAUCUAGUUACAAUGCAAUGGGAUGUGAGGAUUAUUAAUGAAUUCAGUUGGGUGUUUCAA
This is a messenger RNA of Hibiscus syriacus, 4516 nucleotides long. RefSeq names its product enhancer of mRNA-decapping protein 4-like. The coding region runs from base 205 to 4389 and encodes 1394 amino acids. The transcript is spliced from 12 exons. Gene Ontology annotation, biological process: deadenylation-independent decapping of nuclear-transcribed mRNA. Lineage: Eukaryota; Viridiplantae; Streptophyta; Magnoliopsida; Malvales; Malvaceae. Gene Ontology annotation, cellular component: P-body. The record is from RefSeq and is a predicted model, not a curated record. Gene Ontology annotation, molecular function: protein binding.